GUCAGAAUGAAUAGAAUCAAGUAUCAGAAGCAGAAGGGAAAGAGAUGAUGAGGAUAGACAUCAAUCAGAUCGAGUGAUAAAGAUUGAAAGCAAAGACAGGAAGCAGAGAAUUAAGAAAAGGCUACCAGGACUUUGUAUGUAAACAAUUUAACUUAGUUUGUGUUUGUGAUUCAUUCCGACUUAGACCGAAACCGUGUGUGAAGGAUAUUAAAUUAGGCCUAUGCCCAGGCCGAGGAUGUUAUGUUACUGCUCUUGUGUGUUUGAUUGAAAAGAGUAGGUUUAAUUGGUCGAAAAUGAUGUAGGCCUAGGUUUUUGUGUUGAUGCCAUGUUGUAGGCCUAACAUUAAAAGUACACCCAUUUUCCAAGGAUAUUGGCAGGUCUGCAGUUUGAAUAUGACUGAUUAUGAAAUAAGGGAAGUGUUUGAGCUGCCUCAAAAGCUAGAGCUCAUAAGUGAAGAAAAGAAACCUUCACUAUGUAGUUUUAGCAGUUACACCAACUCAAUCUGUAGCGAUUCUACAAUUGAUUUAGAUGAAAUUGACCAUACGCCCACCAUCCCAAAUUCGGAUGAAUUGGGAAUUAAAGUAAAUGAAACAAAACCACUCCAGAAUAAUUUUAUAAACGAUGAUCUGACUGAACAAUCUGUUCAUACAAAGACCAGUGAAAUGGAGAUGGUAGAACCAUCUAUUAAGCCUGUUAAACAACCACAUCUGACAUUUAGUAAAUCUGUGUCUUUACAUGAUGUUUCUAACCUUACAUCAUUAACUCAUAGCGCUAAAUCCAAUACUGUGUCUUGUGAAACAAUCAAUAGCCAAUCCUUAUCAUCCACCACUAAAUCCAAAGAUUCGGGAUUUCAAAGAUCUCUUAGCUGUCUUAGUCUUACCAGCGGGAGAAGAAGCUAUGACCAUGUACAAAGUAAAGUUAAAGCGUAUAUAAGAAACAUAAAAGAAUCGGAAGCUUUAAAUAAAAGAAAUAAACUUUUGAAAAAGCUUGAACAGCAAAACGAGCCGGUUGUAUUACCAAAAGAGACAGAAACUGUGCAUCCAAUUGAGAAAGACGAUUUAUUGAGGGAAAUUCAGGAAUUGAAACAUGAAUUGCAUGAGAAAUCCCUCUAUAUUGACGCCCAGCACAGAAACUACAACAAACUUUUGUUGAAGUUUGCAGAGGCUAGAAACAUAAUUGAUAACUUAAGAGUGCAAUCAAUAAGUUUAAGUUACAGUGAUGGAAAUAGAUCAAGAAAUCAAAUUAUGUCAGUUAGUAACUUAACCUUGGACUCGUUUGAUUACAAAAUUGACACAAAUGUUGAUCAGCUUGCUUCUUGCAUACCUGAAGAAGACGUAUCAAAAUCCACAAACGACGCUAAAGACAAUUUCAAACCAACUCUUCAUUCUUCACCUUAUGAAAAGAGCUUAAGCCCAGUAAGACAACUUUUUUCAAGUUCUUGUCAUCUGGGAAAGAAUUACCAACCACUAGGAAAUUUAAAACCGUGCGUUCCUAGAUUUGAUUCUCAAGCUCGAACCAAGCACCAAGGAGCGUUGUCAAAAAGCUAUGAUGGUUUGAAUAGAAAUGGCAAUCCACUUCUGAAUAACCACUCAAACUUACCACAGCGACAGUCCAUAAACAUUGAUCUCCCCAAUGAUGAUCCUUUUGACAAGGUAAAGAAAUGGCAAGCAUCACUUCCCAGUAUCAAUCUGUUGGGAAGCCACAGUUCAUCAGACUGCGAGGAUCCAAGCCAUUCCCACUCUCCGGCACAAAGGAAUUUUAAGAAAAAUGAAGGUUGUUGCAAAUCUAAGUGUUUUACAAACACAAAAAGGGACGAAAAUGAAGUCUGUAAUGUACUGUCUCAGGAGCUCCAAAACAAGUGCAUUAUUACAGAAAUGGAAGUAGAUAUUGAGCGACAAGGAACUCAAUCGACAAACAUCCAAAAUUCUAAAGGAACUAACAAAAAAGAAAAGAAUUUUAACGCCUCUGUGAAGCCAACCAAAAAAGUUAAGGAAAAAAAGUUGGUACACGACCGUAAAGUGAAGUUAGUUCCAACAAAUGGUUGUGAGGGUAUUUUUAAUAGAAAGAACAAUCAGCAAACAGAUACAAACAAUACAAAGCAAAAUUCGAUUACAAGAAAAAAAUCUGCCAAAGAUUUGUUUCUGACCAAACCUCAAGCCAAGCUUAUAAAUACAGAUUUAUUGUGUUAUGAAGAAUCAUCAGUUUCAGAUGGGGAUUCCACUCAUCUACCCAAGUCAUCUUCAAUGUCUCAAUGUAGGGUGAACAAACUGGAUGAUGAUUACAGUGACGACAGUUCAAGUAUUUCCUCAUCAGUCCUUGGGUCGGACUCAGCAGCUUCCCAAAAAUCUCACAAGAGAACAAAAAGAAGAUUGGAUUGUAGUGAGGUGAAAGUUUCAAGUAAAGUUCCUAAAACCACCAAAUCUAAGUCAUCACAAACAAUUUUUAUCAUGAGGGAACCAAAGUUAAACUUUACCUCACAUUUUGGAAACAAUGGAUCUCAAAUAAAUAAUCAGAUCUCAGUGACAAAAAGCACAAAUAAUGAGUCUUCUUUCAAGCAUAAGAAUCCUGAACAUCCAUCAAACGGGAUUACGAAGACUGAAUCUAGUCAAAGAAAAGCUUGGAAUGCAAGAAAUGAUGCAAACUUUUAUGUCUGCAAGGAUUUCUCAUUUUCAAAAAGCACUUCCCUGAUGGAAUGUAUAAGAGACAUGGAGGGGUUGGUCUCUAAAGGUACGUUUGUUUUAAGUUCAGCCAUAGAUCGUAACAAUGUCACUUGUUAGUAAUAUAUUUCUUAAGUUUUUGUAUAUUUCUUUCUUUUUUAUUGUAAUAAUGUGCCAUAUUUUUAAUGUUUCUCAUGUUUGUUUUACAAAUUUAGUGGUAGUUUGUUGUGUAACAAUAUUUUACCAUGCUCUCUUGUUAUAUUCUUUUUGUAUUUUAAGCUAUAUAUUGUGCUAUUUUUUAUAUUUAAGUACCAUACUUGUUAUGUGUUUUGUAAACUCAUGUUUUGUAUUUUACAUUUUAGUCUCUUGUAAUUUGCACACAUUUUAUCAUAAUUAGACGGAGGAUUAUGUUGAAUAUGUCUAACAGGUUAUUAGUGAUUAAGA
Molecule: messenger RNA, 3101 nt
Organism: Macrosteles quadrilineatus (aster leafhopper)
Lineage: Eukaryota; Metazoa; Arthropoda; Insecta; Hemiptera; Cicadellidae
Exons: 4
Coding region: 321-2777 (818 amino acids)
Source: RefSeq, a predicted model, not a curated record